AGCAGUAUUUUAGUUUCUUAAGAGACAAUUUCUUGGCUGACUCCACCCAGUAGGGCUUCCUGACUGGGGUUUUCAGAGGUGCAAACACUUUGCUCUCACAGUUAAAGCAGAGGCACCAGCUGAAACAGCCUCCUUGGAGAAAUCCUGAGAACACAUCAGCUCCUUCCAAAGAAGGUCUGCUUGCAGGCACGUGCCAAAGUGUCCUUCCAUGAACAUGGCUGAGCCUCAGGACAACGAGCUGAGGAUAGUUCUGGUUGGGAAAACUGGAAGCGGGAAGAGUGCUACAGGAAACACGAUCCUUGGGAGACCAGUGUUUUGUUCUCAAAUUUCUGCCCACGCUGUCACCAAGAUCUGUGAAAAACAAACCCGAAAAUGGAAUGGGAAAGACCUUGUUGUUGUUGACACCCCAGGACUCUUUGACACCAAGGAGAAGCUGGAAAGCACGUGUAGAGAAAUCAGCCGCUGUGUCAUCGCCUCCUGCCCAGGACCACAUGCCAUCCUCAUGGUUAUACAGCUGGGCCGCUUCACGGAGGAAGAGCAGAAAACCGUGGCUUUGAUCAAGGCUGUCUUUGGGACGGCAGCCAUGCAGCACAUGAUAGUCUUGUUCACUCGCAAAGAUGAGCUGGAUGGCAGCAGCCUGAGUGAGUUCCUGGGAGAUGCACAUGCAAAGCUAAAAAGCAUCAUCAAGGAGUGCGGGGACCGCUGCUUCGCCAUUAACAACAAGGCAGACCCGGCUGAGAAGGAAGUUCAAGUGCAGGCGCUGAUGGAGCUGGUAGAGCGAAUGGUGCAGAAGAACAGAGGGGCUUACUUUUCUCACACCAUCUACAAGGACAUAGACGAGAGGCUGAAGUAUCAGGCAAAAGUUUUGGUGGAAUUUCACACUGAACAAUUAAAUAACAACAUCAAAAUAAUACAAGAGAGCAAUAAAUCAGAGCAAGAAAAGCUGAGAGAUAUAAAAGACAGGCAUAUGAAACAUGAGGAAAGAAUAAAAAAUGUAAGGGAAGAAGCUGAGGGUUCUGUGUUGGAAUACGGCUUAAGGAAGAUUUUGAAAAUUCUUUCAAACAUAUGGCAGAUGUUUUGGAAGAAGCAGUACUUGAAAAAUCAGAGAAGGCUGCAGGACCCAGACUUUCCAGGAAUUCAAGGCACAAUGGCCGCCCAGGACCACGGGGAGAGUUCUUACCUCGGCAAAGCAGGGAUCAGCCACGGGCCUGGAAACCAAGACUACAGAAACUCUCAGCUGAGAAUCAUUUUAGUGGGCAAAACUGGAGCAGGAAAAAGUGCAACGGGGAAUAGCAUCCUUGGAGAGAAAGCAUUUCUUUCUGGUGUUGCUGCAAAGUCCAUUACCAAGGCCUGUCAGAGAGGGAGCAGCACGUGGAAUGAAAGAAAAAUUGUUGUUGUUGACACACCUGGUAUUUUUGACACUGAAACCCAGGAUGCUGACACACAGAGGGAGAUUGCCCACUGUGUCCUCCUGACCUCCCCGGGGCCUCAUGCUCUGGUCCUGGUGGUCCCACUUGGCCGUUACACUAAGGAGGAGAGCAAAGCCACAGAGAAGAUCCUGAGUAUGUUUGGACACAAGGCCAGAAGAUUCAUGAUUCUCUUAUUCAGUAGGAAAGAUGAUUUGGAGGGCACGAGUCUCCGUGAUUACUUAAAGCAUGCUCCAGAACACCUCCAAAAGCUGAUAGGCAAGUUUGGUGAUCGCUACUGUGCAUUCAACAACAGGGCAACAGGAGCUGAGCAGGAGGCCCAGAGAAACCAGCUGCUGACCCUGGUCCAGCACAUUGUGAGGGAGAAUGGUGGAGAAUGCUACACCAAUCAUUUUUACCAAAGGGCUGAGGAGGAGAUUCAGAAACAAAUCCAGCAGGUACAGAGAAAUUACAGAGCAGAGCUGGAGAGAGAGAAAGCACAGCUAAGACAGGAGUAUGAAGGGAAGAUCAGAAAGCUGGAAGAUAAGCUGGAACAGGAAAGGAGAAAGGCCCAAAUGGAGAGAGAAAUAACAAGAAGAGAGACUUUCUGUACUCUGAGACAGCAAGAUGCCAGAAUGGAAGUUGAGAAACAGGCUUCCAUACUGGAAUUAAUCAUUAACGCAUGUAACAUUGUUUACUUUUUCUUUUCUCUGUGCUUCUUGGCACAGAACCUGCUGCUGGGAGUAUGGGUAAGCUCCUGCGCUGUAGCAGCAACCUUCAUUUUCCCACUGGAUACAUUCGAUCUUAUUCAUGAGUUCCUGCAGCUGGGCCUCCUUCUCCACCCUGUUUGCCCUGUUGUUGAAGGCACAGUGGCGCCGCUCACACAGCACAUCCAGCUUGGCAAGGCUCUGGUUGUCGGUCUCCCGCACGUAUUUAUCCAAGGGCUCGCCGGCCAGAUCUUCCUUCCGGGUGAACACCAGGACAGUGUAAGCCAGGACCCCCACUCCAAAGAUCUCCUGGAGACGCCUAACAGCCUGUUGAUCCUCUUUUGUGAAGCGACCGAGCUGUGUCACCAGGAGCACAGCAUGGAGCCCCGGGAAAGAGAAGGCUAUGGCCUGGCAGAGUGCUUUAGCCGCCACUUCCUGCUGGACCUGAGAGGACAGAAUAUCUGGGGUGUCAAUCACCUCAAGUUCCUUCCCACCCCACUCUCGCCUUUCUCUCUGGAAGGCCGUGGUCACUGGCUUGGCACUGAGCUUAGACUCAAAUACUUCCCUGCCAAGGAUAGUGUUUCCUGUUGCACUUUUCCCACUUCCUGUUUUCCCCACCAGAAUGAGCCUCAGUCUCCUUGGACUCUGAGGCUCAGUGACUUCCUCUGCACGCUGGGGGAGAGAGCCUCCUGCACUCACAAAGGAAGGGAAAACAGGAGGUCAGGGUUUCUCAGAGCCACUUCAGAGCCUGUCACCAGGAAAGGAAAGAUGGGAGGUCGGAAGAUAGCAAAGGAUGAAGAGAGCGCCUAUGGUUCCAGUGACGACCUGGGGUCCCUGCAAGAGCCCCAGCUGAGGCUCAUCCUGGUGGGCAGAACCGGCACCGGCAAGAGCGCCACGGGGAACAGCAUCUUGGGCCACAGGCGCUUCCUCUCCAGGCUCGGAGCCACAGCCGUGACCAGGGCCUGUGCGGCCGCCAGCCGGAAGUGGGGCCGCUGGCACGUGGACAUCGUCGACACCCCAGACAUUUUCAGCUCGGAAGUCGACAUGACAGACCCCGCGUGCCUGGAGCGAGCGCACUGCUACCUGCUGUCUGCCCCCGGGCCACACGCGCUGCUCCUGGUGACCCAGCUGGGUCGCUACACCGCCCAGGACCAGGAGGCGCUGAGGAAGGUGAAGGAGAUGUUCGGGAAGGACGUGGUGGCGCAAACCAUCGUCGUCUUCACCCGGAAGGGAGACCUGGCUGGCGGCUCUCUGCAGGAUUACGUGCGCUACACGGACAACCAGGCCCUGCGGGAGAUGGUGGCCGAGUGCGGAGGCCAAGUCUGCGCCUUGGACAACCGGGCCACCGGCGAGGAGCUGGAGGCCCAGGUGGAGGAGCUGCUGCGCACCGUAGAGGCCUUGGUGCGCAAGAAUGAGGGCGCGCACUACACCAACCAGGUGUACGGCCUGGCGCGCGCGCUGCGCGGGGCGCACCCGAAGGAGCAGCUCCAAAGAGUGGCGGAGAAGCUGGCGGAUCACUUGCACCGGCCUCACCGAGCCAGGCUGCUGGCCAGGCUCUGGGAGUGGCACAAGUCCCACUGGAGGCGGGGCGUGGCCGUCCUGCUGGGAGUCACCCUCCUGUUGUACUUGCUGUUCUACCGGCACGCACCCCCGGCCCUGGGUGACCUGAAUGAUUGAUAGCACAGGUGUUAAACAUCUCAAUAAUUUGGCCAGAAAAGGACCGAAUAUUUGAGUGUUGAAGGGGAAAAUUAAAACUUCAUUCCAAAAAGAAUCCUGCAGUUUCACACUCAGAGCUUUGAAGGCAUGGGAAACUUGGAACGUUGCAUCUGCUUUGCCAAGGCUCAAAAUUCACUUUCAAGUGUUUAAGUCUCGACUUUCAGUUAUAUGUUAUUAAAAUUAAUUUGUCUAAUUUUAAAACUUCCUGAAGACUUUUUCAUAAUCCUAGUGCAUGUCUCCUCUCUUGAAAAACAGUGAAGUGACUGAUAGCUUGGAGUGGGGACAAAUUCAUGACACAGAGGAAAAACCAUUUUUAUUUUGAACAUCUUUUAAAUUUAGAUUGCCCCCCCGAUUAUUUUCUAGUCCUUGUAUGUGGGAGUAAUGUUCUUUCAAUAUCCUCAUGGACGUUUAUUAUCAAUGAAAGCAAUGCCAGCACUAUAUACGAUAAUGUUUAUUCCAACGCCUGUGUUUAUUUGUAGGGUGAUUUACUGCCAAACAGAUAACUAUAUGCUGAAAAGAACACGGUUUGCAAUUUUAUGGCACCUAUUGUAGCUUUCCUCUCUUUCUAAAUUAAAGUAGAAUGUUGGGGGAAACAUUCCAUGUGGUUAUUUGGAUUUUCAUGCCAUAUGUUUUUGCAUGCUUUUUGGCAUAUAUACUGUGGAGACACAAAUAUAACUGUCACGUAUUACAUAAAGAGAGCUUCUGUCUAAUAAAAAGAAGUCCUGAUAAUGGGAAGGAAGGUCAGAUGUGCAGACUGCGGGCCGCAGAACCUUAAUGCAGGUUGGUGCAGCUGUAACAUUGGGUUCCAACACCGUAUCAGUAGAUAGUUGGAAGCUGAGUGGUUGUGCAAAGCAAACAAUAGGGUUUCCUUAUUUUGGAUUAUAAUAAGACCCCUUUAUGGGAAGUCACUGUCUUUAAUCAACCAACCUCCAGCCAGCAGGUAGAGACAGGAAAGGAGGCAAUUAUGCCCAGUCAGCUGGAAGAGGAGGAAGGCAGCCGCAUGCAGGAGUCCUAGGCAUCACCUCCACCCCUGGUUAGGAAGGAGGGAUGUAGCACAUGUACAGAAAUGUCAUGCCCAACUAAGGGCCUCUGGAGUUUUGAGGUGGGUCACAGGCUUGGAUGAGCUGCGGCCAAGUGGCUUGAGGCCCAGAAAGGCCACUAGAGUGAGUUGAGCACUAUAAUGUAUAGCUGGAGCAAAAUCCAUUCUUAAUCCCAUCCUUUAGCUUCCCAGGAGCUUUGCUGCAUCAACCCAGUGGAUCAGGCUACUGAGCUGACUUCUGAGGAUCUGAGCAGGCAUCAGCAUCAGGCUAGGGGGUGGGGAGGGCAGCAGCGUGGGAGGGUCCCUGCUCCAAGUUCAUGCUGCCCUGGGCCAAGGGCCACUUGCCAGCUGGGCUAAUGUUGAUUUGCUCUUCCACUUUUUCCAGUGUCUCACGCAUAGGACCACGAAGGCUCUCUAAUGUUUGUCAUUGUAAUUUCUGUCUUGUUAUAAACAUAAAUGUGAUUUUUAAAAUAAAUACUAUCAUUUUAAAAUUC
Chinchilla lanigera (long-tailed chinchilla) is the source of this 5362-nucleotide messenger RNA. RefSeq lists its product as uncharacterized. NCBI's taxonomy places the organism in Eukaryota, Metazoa, Chordata, Mammalia, Rodentia, Chinchillidae. Gene Ontology annotation, molecular function: GTP binding. Bases 209 to 3790 code for a protein of 1193 amino acids. The record is from RefSeq and is a predicted model, not a curated record. The transcript has 9 exons.